UCUGCAGUAGUGAUUACAGAGCAAACUUCUACUCAGUGAUUGAUGAUAGAUUACAAUGGCUUGUAACACUAGAGUUCAAUCAGACCAUCACAGAGAACUGGCCUUUGCAGCCCAUUUAGCUGCAACACUUGCUGUACCACAGCUGGAGGAUGACACUUUUCAAUCAGUCAUCUGCAACUUCAUGUGGAAUCUGACUGAGCAGAAUUUGGAAGUGAUACAGGCGGCAUUGAGCUACCGGUUCUCCAGACAGCAAAUCUAUCAAAUGCUGACUUCCAUUGCAACGUCAGCUGCCACAACUGCAAUUGAUUUAAUGCCAAAACUAUCUGGAAUAGUGGGCAUGAAUCAAUCUGCAGUUGUGAACUCAAACAGGCCAUUAACAUCAGAAACGCCAGCGAUCCUGAAGAUGGAACAGCUUCCAUACGUGUAUCCACUUGAAUCUCUUUUUGGGAUCACGGUGGAUGGUCUCCUCAGCAGCGGUGAAUGUGAUUUCAGCGACUCUCUGGGUGAAGACGAUCCGUGUUCCUCUGAACUCGCUGGCAUUGUGGUGGAGGAAGUUUGUCAUCGGGUGAAUGUGGUGAUGCACAACAACAUGCUGAAGAUCAAUGCAGCCUCAUCACCAUGCUUCGUUUACUUCCGUCCGGAUGAUUCCUGCACUAAUAUUGGGGAAUUACUGAUUAGUGAGGUCAUCCGAAAGCUGAGUGUUUUGCAUUUCCACAUCUCCCGCACAGUGGCCACAACAGCCAUCGCCACGGUCCUUGCGGCAAUAGAGGGCAAACUCCCGUGCGCUCUCAGAACGAGACAUACGGUGGAGACCACAAGCAAUGUGAUUGACUACAUUGUGGAGGAUGUCAUUCAGGCAUGGUCAAAGAAUCCUACUGCAGCGUCCAGAACAUGGGAAAGUGGGCCUGUCCCAGUUCUGCGGCCGACUUUUGAGUCAUCUGAAGGUGGACUGUCGCUUGUCCUGCAGGAGUCAGAUCAACCCUCAGGCAGUGACGGGCCAAAGACCACCACCUUAUUUGACUCACUGAUGACCGCCCUCUAUAUGUCGAAGUUCAACGGUCACUUCAGCCAGCAGGACAACAGUUACGCAGCCUCAGAACGUCUGCAUCAAAGGCUCACAGAUUUAAUGAACUGCAUCCUAAGAAGCGAGAUGUCGCAGGCAGAGAGCGUCUCGGUGGUCAGAAUGACAGCUAAAGAUUUCCUCCAUUAUUUUGUGGAGGAACUCGUACAGCGUCUUUUUGUGUCCUCCAGAUUCCCCCAUCCUGCGACACUCCCUGAAAAUACUCCAGUGAUGCCCUUCAUCAUCAAAGAAGAGGAUUUCGGUCUGACAGUGGUGGAUCAUCUGACAGAGUUGGUGGUCAGUCAAGUUUUUGACUUGCUGACAAAGAAAUUUCCACCGAUUGAACAGUUAGAAACACAGAUUGAAGUGCACAGUCAGGCUGUGUCAGUACAGGAGGAUCUACCAAAACUGACCUUCAGAAAUAAGUUCAAGAUGAUGAAGUCGAACAUCCUUAAAAAGAUUAAGAAUCCCUUCAGAUCCAAAAAGGACAAGAACAAGGGUGAUACCGAGGAAAAUGCAUCUCAAAAAUCUGACAAGAAGUUGUCAUUUUUAGGGUGGACGAUUCCCUUCUCCCUAAAAUUGAAGUUUUGUGUCUAACAUGGGACUGCACUACAUCCUGCAACAUCUGGACAAACCAGGGACUUAUGCAAGGAUCCUGUUUCCUGUUGGAUCCUGCUACACAAGGAUGCCCUCCUGUAUAAUCUGACACAGCUCUCUGUACCCUCCUCAAUCUGUCAGUGGAUCAUCAACUUCCUGACAGACAGACAGCAGCUAGUGAGGCUGGGAAAACACAUCUAGGAGCCUCACUAUCAGCACUGGAGCUCGUCAGGGGUGCGUUCUCUCUCCUCUGCUCUUCUCCCUCAACACAAAUGACUGCACCUCUAAAGACCCCUCUGUGAAGUUCACAGACGACACCACAGUCAUUGGCCUCAUUCAGGACAGUAAUGAGUCUGCUUACAGACAAGAGGUUGAACAGCUGUCUGUCUGGGUGCAGUCACAAUAUCCUGGAGCUGAACAUGCUCAAAACAUUAGAGAUGAUAGUGGACUGUAGGAGAAACCCCCUCUCAGCAUCAUGAACGGUGCUGUGGAGGCAGUGGAGUCAUUCAGGUGCCUGAGCACCACCAUCUCUCAGGACCUUAAGUGGGAAAAUUUCAUCGACUUCAUUGUGAAAAUGGCCCAACGGAGGAUGUACCAUCUUUGUCAACUGAAAAAGUUCAAUCUGCCACAGGAGCAGAUGACAGAGUUUUACUCGGCUGUCGGUUCUGUGCACUUCUAUAACUGUCUGGUUUGGGUCAGCCAGCAAAUCAGACAUAAGAAGACUGCAAUGGACUGUCAGCUGAAAGGAUGAUUGGUGUGCACCUGCCCAACCUUCAGGACUUGUACUCCUCCAGAGUGAAGAAAUGGGCAGGUAACAUCAUCACAGACCCCUCUCACCCCGGAUACAACCUGUUUGCACUUCUCACCUCAGGCAGAUAUUACAGACAUUUUUUUCCCCAAUGAAAAUACAAUUCAUGAAAGCAAUAAUUAGAUAUUAUGCAAAAGUACAAAUCUGUACAUAAGUCUUCUGUACCAGAUGUAUACUACUUUUAUUAUCAGUGGUUUAAAGUAUUUGAUCAGAGGUAUUUAGUUACUGUACUUGAACAUCUUUUUGGCAACUUUAGUUUUACGGAGUAUCAAAUAUAUUGGCAACUUUUACUCUCUACUUGACUACAUUUUUGAACAAAUGUACUUUUUAUUCCAAUUCAUUUGUGAUGAGUAAUGCCUUUAGACAUUUCCAAGUGAUUACAGGAGUACAGACACACAACUGGAGAAACUACAUCAUCCUUUAAGCCAAGCCAGAAAAAAUGUUGGUGUACACAAUGUUCAAUCAGUGAAAGCAAGCAUUGACCAAUGGCCACAGAACCCAACAAAGUGUCUAUUGCUGUUGGUCGAUAUCUGUUGUUGCAGUGUGAAUUGGCCUUAACAAGCGGGGAAUAAGGGUAUUUCUCCAUACUCCAAAGCUAAAUAAAAGUUCAAUUUAAUAAAUUUUUAUUAAAUGGGGGAGGGGGUCUUAUUGUGCAAUUCGGGCAGAACCAGGGUGAAAUCCCGCCGAUAUCCUCAAUAUCCGCCACAUGACGGAUGGAACCACUCUUCACAUCUACUGCACUGUGUCAUCAUCACCUUGUCAGGGCUAUUUGGCCACCUGCAGACACGGUACAGUUGUUUGUCUUCCACCUUACCAAAGACAGUGGAUGAUGGACCAUGUAUAUAUUUUAAUAUAAACAUAGCA
This is a messenger RNA of Megalobrama amblycephala (Wuchang bream), 3329 nucleotides long. RefSeq lists its product as uncharacterized. Bases 56 to 1657 code for a protein of 533 amino acids. The record is from RefSeq and is a predicted model, not a curated record. The transcript is spliced from 4 exons. Lineage: Eukaryota; Metazoa; Chordata; Actinopteri; Cypriniformes; Xenocyprididae.